Molecule: messenger RNA, 726 nt
Organism: Pichia membranifaciens NRRL Y-2026
Lineage: Eukaryota; Fungi; Ascomycota; Pichiomycetes; Pichiales; Pichiaceae
Exons: 1
Coding region: 1-726 (241 amino acids)
Source: RefSeq, a predicted model, not a curated record
AUGGGCACUAAGCUGAUCUCAAACGGUAUCGAUGUGAGUAAUGUCAACUUGGUGGUGUUUUCCGGAUACAGCCCGCAGGACAUAGAGUUCAUCCAGGGCCUGGGUCGUAUCAGAGGGCAAGGUCUCUGUGUUGUGUUAAAUCACAACCAGUUCUGCGGUGCCAAUAUCAUGGGUAGGUUCUACGGAUUCAAGGACAAAGACCAUUUUUGGUGUUGCGGCAGGCCUGAAGACGAGGAGCUGCUAGCUAUGUUUGACAGCGUCAUUGGCGACGAGGAUAAUCGGAGUAAGGUUCAUGAGGACUCUGCAAUUCUGAACUCUUCAUUCCGUGUUGAAGAUCUAGGGCUGGAUCUGAAUUUCGCUUUGUUCGAAGUUACCAGCACGCCAUGCAAGAAUGGAGGAGGUGAGAAGCGGAGUCUUGAUGAAGAUAUCGAUCUGGAAAACUUGUCAGAGAUGUAUCAUGAGAUGUUUUCUGAGUACCCCGAACUGAAUACAUGCGAGAAGGAAGGUCUCACAUCUCCAAUAGGUUAUCUAGUUUUAAUACACCUUCUACUCGUGCAAAUCAUAAAAUUUAGCCGACCCUGCUUAAAUGAAGCAGCUAGUUGUUUAGCUGGCAGAUUAAUCCAAUCCUCUAAUAUAUUCGUUUUCUUGGCUCCUACAUUAGUAGCUGAUGACUGCAUGGAUGUUUUCGGCUUUGGUGUUUACAAAUACAUCUACAUACUAAAGUGA